Messenger RNA from Manihot esculenta (cassava), 745 nucleotides. Its product is annotated as protein yippee-like. Gene Ontology annotation, cellular component: ubiquitin ligase complex. The transcript has 6 exons. The record is from RefSeq and is a predicted model, not a curated record. Lineage: Eukaryota; Viridiplantae; Streptophyta; Magnoliopsida; Malpighiales; Euphorbiaceae. Bases 213 to 602 code for a protein of 129 amino acids.
GUGGAGAGAGUCUCUUCAUUUCAGAAUUUUAAGCAUUUUUGCUCACAUGUCUCUACAUAUAAAGGGAGGAGCAUUUGCUAUGGGUUCCAUGAAAUCAUAACCAUUUCAUUGCUUUUAAGCGCUCUCUGUGAUCUCUGCUGGGAAACAAAGGUUGAUACUUUGGCUGGGGUGGUGUGUUUGUUGGUAGAAAGAUUGGCUGGAAAGGGAAAGAAAUGGGAAGGCUAUUUGUGAUCAGCCUUGAAGGAAGCAUUUAUAGCUGCAAACACUGCCAAACACAUCUUGCUUUUGCUGAUGAUAUCAUUUCCAAGACUUUUCAUUGCAGGCAUGGAAAGGCUUAUCUCUUUGAUAAGGUUGUGAACAUCACAGAAGGAGACCAAGAAGAACGAAUGAUGAUGACCGGAAUGCACACUGUUGUUGACAUAUUCUGUGUUGGUUGUGGUUCGAUUUUGGGUUGGAAAUACGAGUAUGCGCACGAGAAAGGCCAGAAGUACAAAGAAGGGAAAUUCAUCCUUGAGAGGGGUAAGGUUUUGGGGCCUGAUGGAAGCAACUACAUGGGUGGUCAAGAAGCUCAAGCUAUUGGAAGUGAUGCUGAUGAUGCUUGAUCAGCUAUCAGCCCGAAAUAUUUAAGUAACUGUAAAUUUUUUUCCCUGGUUUGAUUUCCAUGUCUAUUUAAGUAAAGUGGUUUAGUUUCUUUUUUCGUAUUGCCAAUCAACUUGCUAAUGAAAUUUCAUAGUAGUUUGCCUUC